This is a messenger RNA of Nerophis lumbriciformis (worm pipefish), 1428 nucleotides long. NCBI's taxonomy places the organism in Eukaryota, Metazoa, Chordata, Actinopteri, Syngnathiformes, Syngnathidae. The record is from RefSeq and is a predicted model, not a curated record.
AUGAGCAUCGACACGUUGCUGGAGGCCGCCCGCUACCUGGAAUGGCAAGCCGAGCGAGACCGACACGUCGAGCCUCUUCAAGCCGAGCCUCGGCGCCUCUCAUGCGAAGAGGAGCCAUUCAAGGUGAAAGCGUUCAUCAACAAGGCAGAGCCGACCGCACUGCAGCCGAUGGCAGCCAAUUGCACUUCCUCGCCUCCCCUUCAAGUGCCCAUCACCCUCAUCCCGAUGGCGCCGGUCAACACGGCGACGCCGGCUCCCCUGCCUCCGGCCAGUGGCCCUACCCGCUCCCCGCCACGGCCGCCGUGCCCCCUGCAAGUCAAAGGGGACGCUGCCGAGCGCUCACUGCCUCAGGUUGAUCUUCGGUACCCGCCACCCGUCUGUGGAAACGGGCCGGUCCACCCCCAGCCCGACCCAACGUCCCACGUCCGGACCAACGGGAUGACUCCUGACGAUGCCAGAGGAGGCGCCAACAGCAAGCGAAGGCCCGGAGGGGCAGGAACGAGAGAAGUCCACAACAAGCUGGAGCAGAAUAGACGCGCUCACCUGAAGGAAUGUUUUGAGAAGCUUAAGAAAAACGUCCCUAACGUGGACGACAAGAAGACGUCCAACCUCAGCGUCCUUCGCAGCGCUUUGCGAUACAUACAGACGCUGAAGCGGAAGGAGAAGGAGUACGAGCACGAGAUGGAGCGCCUGGCCCGCGAGAAGAUCGCCACGCAGCAGCGUUUGGCCGAGCUCAAGAAAGAGCUGAGUCAGCGCAUGGACGCUCUGGAAAUCGAGCGCGUCAUCCGACAGACCGUCCGGCCAGAAGACGACCAGGCGUCCACCUCAACCGCCUCAGAAGGCGAAGAUAAUCUGGAGGACGCCGAAGAGGAGGCCCCCGCCGUUCCCGCGCCCCUCCCGGUCUCGCAGGCGACCGCGGUUACACGACUGCCAGUCUGGCACGCGCCCCCACCCGUCGCCUUGCCGCCGGCUGCCCUGCCGGCGACCGGCGUCAUUGCCUGCACCGCUGCCCCCCGUCCCCCGGCGUCCCACCCAUCCGUCAUCCGGGCUGUCAGUCACGCCGUGCCGGCCAAUCACAAGCACCUCCCGCACAUCGCCCCCUCCCCGGGUCCCGCCCGGCCCGUCGGUCGCAUCGCGGUCCAUCCGGUGGCCCGCCUCGCAGCGCCCCUCCCAGCCCGCUUGCCCGCCUUGUACCCGCAGGGGGUGCCGGUGCCUCCGCCCGCCGUCAUCGCGCACACCUUUGCCCACCACGUGCAGGCUGCUCCCCAGCCUGGUGCCAACGUGGCCACCACAGCCAGCCAGCAGCAGGCGGCAGCACUCGGGAAACCCGCCGCUGUGCUGGCACCCCGCCCCCAACUGGUGGGCCAGGCGUCUGUUACAAUGGUAACAGUGCCCACUUUCCCAGUUGGCACACUCAAACUGGCUUGA